This is a messenger RNA of Capsaspora owczarzaki ATCC 30864, 1250 nucleotides long. RefSeq lists its product as hypothetical. Gene Ontology annotation, biological process: SRP-dependent cotranslational protein targeting to membrane. Lineage: Eukaryota; Filasterea; Ministeriida; Capsasporidae. The record is from RefSeq and is a predicted model, not a curated record. The transcript has 4 exons. Gene Ontology annotation, cellular component: signal recognition particle, endoplasmic reticulum targeting. Gene Ontology annotation, molecular function: 7S RNA binding. The coding region runs from base 1 to 1221 and encodes 406 amino acids.
AUGUCGAGCAGUGCAGCGUCUGGAAGUAGCAGCAAAGGGCAAAGCGCACCAGCCAAACCGUACUUGGCGACCUGGGACGAAUUUGCAGCUGCGACCGAGCGUCUGUACCACGACAACCCAACCAAAACGCGCCUGACUGUCAAGUACCAGCACGCUGAAGGACUGAUUGUGCUCAAGGCGACCGACGACAAGACACUUGCUCACGACGAUUCUGUCGCAUUUGUGUGCAUGUCCAUCUCGCUGCUGCAGAUUUACAAGUUCCGAACAGACCAGCUGCAAGACGACAUGCACCUCUCGCUGCCUCCGUCCUCGAACUCCACCAGUUCGGUGAACUCAGCUUCACCGCUUGCAACGCUCUCUGAUGCCACGACUUCAGCCCCCUCUGACGGGUGCGGUGAGCAUUGCGCGCAAGAAAAACGAGUUCUUCGCGAAAAGCUGAGUGCUGCUCGCGCCGCGCUCACCGCCCAGACGCAGAAGCUGGUGGCAGCUCGUGCCGAGUCUUCCGCAAAGGCUAGUACUAUCAAGAAGCUCGAGACGCGUGUCUCCGAGCUGGAGACAGAGAACGUCAACUUGCAGCAGGACGUGGACAGCCUCAAGCGUCAAGUCAAGAAGCUCAAGUCCCAACUUGACACGCGGACUACGGAGGCGGAAGAGCUGGAAACGCAAGUCGAGUCACUCUCAAACCAAGUGCUUGAACUCUCGCAAGAAUUAAAAUCUGUCCAGGACGAGCUCGCCACGUCCCGGAAGCAGGCGAAGGGCGAUGAAGGCCGCGCACGCGCUGAUUAUCACAAACUUCUGUUGAGGUCUGUCGUGUACACACUUCGCACACGUGUUGCGGCAUACGUUUUCGAGCUGCCGAUCAGCACCGUCCGCGAGCAGCAGAAUGUGGCCGCCAAGUACCCCACUAUCGAUAUCGUUCGUGCCAAACUUGACAAACUCAAGUCUGCUCGGCUCGAGGAACGGUGGACAGCACUCGUCCAGCUUGGCUUGACAGAGUCCGCCAUCAACAUGAUGGCAGAGAUGGUUGCGGACGGUCUCGAGCUUGCAAAUCCGCGCUCGCUGGAGAAAGAUGGCGACCCUGUCAAGCUGGGUGAAGUUGGUGAGCUGAAGAAAAUUGCCGCCAAACGCUGGAGUUCUCGCAAACACGAUUCAGCGGCGGAGAAUGUGGUGGAGGUCCUCCACCAGGUCUCGAAUGCACUGAACUCGAACACGUUGUUGUAGUUGAUGAUUCCAAUAAAUCUGUUACGACC